This is a messenger RNA of Akanthomyces muscarius, 441 nucleotides long. RefSeq lists its product as uncharacterized. Bases 1 to 441 code for a protein of 146 amino acids. The record is from RefSeq and is a predicted model, not a curated record. The transcript is spliced from 2 exons. Lineage: Eukaryota; Fungi; Ascomycota; Sordariomycetes; Hypocreales; Cordycipitaceae.
AUGUUAUUCGUGCAUCGAAUCAACGAUCGCGUGGAAACCGAAACAGGUCCUCUAAGCGCCAUACAGGCGUCUCAGGAUCGGCUCCUAACGGGUCUCGUCCCACUGGUCGCCGCGCAUUUGGAGGACACCUCACUUCGGCCACAGAAACUGGCGAUGAGCCCCCCGACACAAUCUCUUCGAUUGCAGCUGGCCUCAGUGCAGCUGCCCCCGAGUUUGUUCCCGGCCAGCCUGUGGUGUCCAGAAGCAAGGUGGCAAAAUCCGCCCAAUCGCGCCCCAGGCAGACCCAGCCAAAGUUGCCCAAAUCCACGGCGUCCGACCUGGCUACGCGCAUUCACGAAGACAUUAGCAAUGCUAAUUAUGAAUGCGCAGUUUGCACAGACGAAGUUCUCCGCACUUCUCAUAUAUGGUCCUGCACGCUCUGCUGGACUGUUGUCCAUAUGA